Molecule: messenger RNA, 2021 nt
Organism: Phodopus roborovskii (desert hamster)
Lineage: Eukaryota; Metazoa; Chordata; Mammalia; Rodentia; Cricetidae
Gene: Znf707
Product: zinc finger protein 707
Exons: 4
Coding region: 81-1292 (403 amino acids)
Biological process (GO): regulation of transcription by RNA polymerase II
Molecular function (GO): RNA polymerase II cis-regulatory region sequence-specific DNA binding; DNA-binding transcription factor activity
Source: RefSeq, a predicted model, not a curated record
GCGUGCAGGUCUGGGUUACCCUGCUCUGUGCCACCGUGCUUGUGCUCAAAGCCGAGCCCGGCACCUCCUGUAGCCUACAGAUGCUCCCAUAUGUUGCUGCCGCUGCUCCCCUGGAUGCUCGACGCGAGCAGUGCUUCCGACGGGGCAGCGCUCCUCUCGGGCGGGCUCACCACGUGGCCCCUUCGCAGGCAGUCCUGGAGCCAUCUGUGUGUCAGAUGCCAGUGACCUUCAGAGAUGUGGCCCUGUACUUCUCCAGGGAAGAAUGGGAGUGUCUCAGCCUUAGCCAGAGAGCCCUCUACCGGGAUGUGAUGCUAGAAAACUUCAAGAACUUCACUGAAGUGGGAUACUAUGGCCCUAGACCAGACCUUAUUUCUCACCUGGAACAGUGGGAUGAACCAUGGAUUGAAGAUCAGGACAGACCUGAGUUUCUAGAAGCACAAAAAGGUAUCUGCCCAGGAGGCAGAAAGUCCAUAGAUCAUAAGAGACCUGGUGACAUGGUUUCAGCUCGUGAGAGGGCUCAUUCUGGGACAAGAGCAGAGAGAGGGGCUACCUUGAAGAAGAGUGUUCUUCUCAUACCCAGAGCCACCUCUGGGAAGAAAGUGGACAAACAGGAAGCUUUCCAGAACCAUCUGUGUGGGAAAUCCUGCAGGAAGCAGCUAGGCCUCAAGGAGCAGUGCAAGAGUGGUGCACAGGGACAUCCCUUCAUCUGUGGCACAUGUGGGAAGGCACUGAGCUGCCACAGCCGCCUGGCUGCUCACCAGACAGUGCACACUGGAACUAGGUCCUUUGAGUGCUUUGAGUGUGGCCAGACAUUCCGCUGGGUUUCAAACCUUCUUCGCCACCAGAAGAAUCACACAAGUGAGAAGCCCUUCUGCUGUGAGCUAUGUGGACAGGCCUUCAGCUUGAAGGACCGCUUGGCACAGCAUCGCAAAAUCCACACUGAACACCGUCCAUAUGUGUGCAAUGACUGUGGGAAAGCCUUCAAACAGAAGUCAAACCUCCUCCGGCACAAACUUGUUCACACUGGGGAGAGGCCAUUCUACUGUGACAAUUGUGGGAAAACCUUUCGUACUAAAGAGAACCUCAGCCACCAUCAGCGGAUUCACAGUGGAGAGAAGCCCUACACCUGUGGCCAGUGUGGGAAGGCCUUCAGGUGGCCCAGGGGCUUCAGCAUCCACCAGAGGCUGCACUUGAGGAAGAGAUUCUAUGAGUGUGAGCACUGUGGGAAGGGCUUCCGCCACCUGGGCUUUUUCACGCGGCAUCAGAGGACUCACGGGCGUGGAGAAGUAUAGAUGCACUUGUGGGCAACUGGGCCUUCCCUGUUCUGGACCUUGGAAGAACUGCAUCAGGUGCUCUCAAGCCUAGAAGCCAUGUAGUCCUUGAAUGAACUGUUUGUAGCUUCCCGAGUUAGCGGAAGUUCUGCCAGGAAAUUAACACGGGGAAGGGGACCUGAAGUAUGCAGUCAGAGUGGGUCACAGCUGUCCUUAGUGUCACUUGUGUGCACUUUCUCUUCUAGCUCUUUCGCCUUGUCUGUUUGUGGGAAGGAGGUUUGAGGCUUGAGCAGAAGUAAAGCUUACUCUUGGAGCUGGCAAGAUGGCCCAGUGGGUAAAGCCACUGCUGCAAAGCCUAAGAACCCAAGUGUCCCAGGGACCCACAUGGUCAGAGGAGAGAACCAAAUGCCCUAAGUUGUUCUCUGACUUUCCACAGCACAUGUGUGCAUACAGACACAUGAUAGAUACAUAAAUAAAUGAAAAUUAAAAUCCUCUUCAACCUCAACAGAUGGCCAUAGAAACAAACACCCUUGUUAAAGGGCUAUAAAAAGACCUGGAUUCAUACUAGGGUACCUAGUAUUUGGGCAUGUGUGGAAGCAGCAACAACAAAUUGCACAGAAGCACAUGGGUGGUAGAAGUUUGUUAAGAUAUCCUCAUCACUCACCGUUUCCCUAGGAGCUUAUUCAGCUAGAGAUACUGGAUCUUUAGUUGUAUUUAUUUGGUUUCAUUAAAGUAUAACUAGGUUAUUUC